Messenger RNA from Scaptodrosophila lebanonensis, 1471 nucleotides. RefSeq lists its product as uncharacterized. Gene Ontology annotation, biological process: regulation of signal transduction; regulation of cell growth. The coding region runs from base 261 to 1181 and encodes 306 amino acids. The transcript is spliced from 6 exons. Gene Ontology annotation, cellular component: extracellular region. NCBI's taxonomy places the organism in Eukaryota, Metazoa, Arthropoda, Insecta, Diptera, Drosophilidae. The record is from RefSeq and is a predicted model, not a curated record. Gene Ontology annotation, molecular function: insulin-like growth factor binding.
UGUGCGGGCAAUGAACGAAGACGACAACGCCAACGACGUGACAGGCGAAGGAACAAAAGGCACAACGCACGACACAGUCAACCAACUCGCAUUCCACAUCUCCCUCUAGGCCUCCAUAGAAACAAACCUCAUAUCAACGUACGUUCGUCACAAACGUGCGUCGUUACGUGUAACGAGUCACCAUGCAAAUUGCUAACCAUUGGCCAGCAGCAGCAACCAUAACAGAGAACAACAGUACCAACAACAACUACUGCCAAUAAAUGUGCGGCACAGCGGGCAGCACAAUGAUGAUGAGCAGCAGAGCGGAAAGUGGGGGCGUAAUGGUGAGCGGUGGCACAAGAGCGAGAACCACAUCAAUAUCAUCAGCAACAACAACAACAACAACAACAGCAGCAGCAGCAGCAACAAAAACAGCAACAGCAACGAUAGCAACAACAACAGCAGCAACAACGACAACAUCGGUAACAGCAGCCGCCAACAAACACAAAGCCCCACUUCCGCACAGGAUGCGCACAGGAAGUUAUUUUGGUCGUUUAAAUGUGCGCAUAUAUCUCAUAUAUGUCUGCUGCUAUCUCCUGACAAUGGCCGCGGCAGGCAGCAACAAUGUGGUGAACGGGCUCAAAUGCUACUGCAAUCCAAAGGAAUGCGAUGUCAUACGUGCCCUCGAUUGCCCCGGCAAAGGACUCAUGCUGUGGGACCCAUGCAAAUGUUGUCGCAUAUGCGCGAAGACGUUGGGCGAGUCGUGCGGAGGACCGGGCGGCUUUUCCGGACAAUGUGAGCCGCCACUGCAGUGUGUGACCAAACUGCCCAUAAGUAGCGGCCUGGGCGUGUGCAUGGAUCUUCAGCACCUCACUGCCCUGACAUACAACGAGAAUAGUAACUGCACCGAGGGCGAUACAAUUGUUCUCCAGCCGGGAUGCGAAAUAACCAAUAAACGCUGCCAGUGCUGGCCCACCAUGCGCACCUGUCUCAGUCAAUUGGCCAGUGGUGGGGGGUCACCAAAUGAUUCGCGCUGGCACUUUAAGAAUCUCGAGGACUGCCAAUUAAACUUGGAAAAUCUAAUAAAACUCGAGUUGGAAUUCGAUGAAGACUACAAAAUCUCACCGAGCAAAUUUUCAUACAAAAAGUUGCGCAGAAAGCGAAAAUCGUUAAGAAAACGCAUCAUCAUCUUGGGGGACUGAGUUAAGCGCCAAUAAAAGCAACUCUAUUUCAAAAAGUCUUGUACAGUUAGCAUGCUUAUUUCUAAAAUAUGGCUAUAACAAUACUGAUAAACACAACAUAUAAAAUACAUAUAAAUAUAUAAAGAUAUAUAUAUAAAUAUACAAACAUAAAUAUAAAUAAACCUGUAUGUAUCCUAAGAGAUUUGUUACUUUAUUGUUUUUAGAUGCGCAUACGUAUGUAUAAAUUCGCAAUUUCUAUUUCUAACUACUAUAAUAAAUUGAAACAUUUUAAGAAUGUUGUUGCUUUUAAA